AAGCGCCUCCUAGACGUCGAUCAGGGGGCAAGUGUACAGAAAAGUUUUAAUUUUCAACAUGGGAACAUGUUUGAGGGGCUCAAAUCUUAUAUUUAAAGCAAAGCAAAUCCACAGAGUUCAGCUAGUCUCAUGUGUAUCAUGUUCUCAACUACAAAGUGCUUCAAAGGAUACAUAUCCAAAAAUAUCUGCUCCCAAGAAGAUAGAGAGGUCCCCAACAGCAUUGUUAGAGGCUCUUGAAGAAACUAUCGGGCAUGAAUGUAGAAGUUAUGGAAAGUUCACCAUUGAUGAUCCAGCUUCUUAUUAUCCACAUAAUAGAAAGGCAGCAAUCAUGCUUGCCAAAGCUUCAGGGAGGAAGACUGCAAAGAUGAUGGCCAAAAUGUAUUCUCCUUUGUUUGAAGGAACCCCCACUCAUGUGCCCGUGGAACCACCUGUUGAGGGUUAUAAUAUAACUGUAGCGAAAGGGAACGAAGAAAAUUUAGAAGAAGCUGUGACAGAACAAAUAGAACUACGAGAUGCUUGUGAAGUGUUUGACCUCUGCAAGAAAAUGAUUCCAGAAGGGAACGCAGUGUCUGCUCCAACAGCUGAACAACUCAUUCACUUCCUCAGUUUCUACCACCAGCGGGACUACACAGCCACUGAACCCGAGGAGAUUGAAUUACUGGACAUCUUUAAGCCCGAAAAAGACCGACAACUGGAUGGCAUUCUAAGAGAUUUAUUUUUAGCCUAUGAAGGAGAAAAGUCUCCAGAGCUGUACAAUUCUUACAUUCGGCGAUUCAUCACUCCUGGUUGUGAGUUACAGAAACAGGAGUGCUUGCAGAUCUAUGAAACAAUGAGGAAGUCUCAAGUACCAUUGGAAUGUAAAACCUAUCACUACCUCCUCAGCCAUCCAGAAGUAUUCUAUGAUAAGUCUCUACAGAGCUCAGCAAAGGCAAUACAGCAAAUACUGAAUGACAUGAAGAAGGCUGGUUACCAUCCGACGGUAGAAACCUUCAACAUGGCUCUAAUGGGGCUGGACUCCACCGUCCGGAGUAAGAAAACAAGUGAAAAUGUGGAGUAUGGAUUGAAACUGAUCGCUGAUAUAAAAAACCUAGGCAUUGAGCCCACUCUGGAUACAUGGAGCAUAUUUAUGUUGCUGUUUGAUACACCAGUGUACGGAAAAGGCCCAGUGUCUGGUGUAAUGCGAGUUAUGAAUAAUGUAAUGGAUCAUAUUGAGGGCAGAAAGUUCGAGAACGUGGGCCCAGAGGGCAGGAAAUUCCUCAUGAGAGCAAUGAAUAUUGCCCUCCUUCACCAAGAUCUAGAGUUUGCUUACAGAAUUGAUAAUUUCUACAAAACUGGACAGAAUUAUAAACUUUUGGAUGACUAUCAACAGCGUCUGUAUAGGAUGAUGCUGUUUAUCUUAGCUGUACACAAUGAGUCGGACCUUGUCAGGACUGUAUCUCUCUACACAGCAUUACAACCAAUGGAUGAAGUGUUCUCCUAUAAAUGCCUGAGGAAGUUCAUCACCGACCUUACUGUGACCAAGUCGUACAAGUUUAUUCCAGAACUACUGCCAUCUUUUUAUGUGGCUAACUUCUGCUUAGAAGAAAUAACGAGUUUCCUAAGUAAAGAAAAACAGCCACCACUGGUGCAGGCCAGAUUGAAUGAUUUUGUGGAAAUAAAGUUACAGGGUUUAACGAACAGGGCAUCCAGGCAGAUGUACAAGCUGCAGGUACUAGAGAACUUGAUGGUUAUUGCUUUGAAUGGAGAAAACAUCAAUUUAGCUUGGAAGAUAUUUACAUUCAUAACAGGAAAGAGAAAGGAAUUGUUUGGUGUGGUAAAAAGGAUACAGCCCUACACUGGACUGUUGGACCAGUACAUCGCAGCAGAUGACCUGGGGAAAUGUGCAGAAGUAAUGAAGUUUCUGGUGAAAGAAGUUCCAAAAGAUGUGAUCCAAAGUUUCGGAGAGAAAAUUUUUGUUAAUGUACCCAUGAAUGAGUUGGAGAGGCAACAACUGAACAGAAUUCUAGACAGAGGGACUGGAAAGAAAAUAAAAUUUCAAUAGAUAAAUAAAUAUUUAUAGACUUUA
Messenger RNA from Ostrea edulis (European flat oyster), 2065 nucleotides. Its product is annotated as pentatricopeptide repeat-containing protein 3, mitochondrial-like. Lineage: Eukaryota; Metazoa; Mollusca; Bivalvia; Ostreida; Ostreidae. Bases 59 to 2041 code for a protein of 660 amino acids. The record is from RefSeq and is a predicted model, not a curated record. Gene Ontology annotation, biological process: mitochondrial translation. Gene Ontology annotation, molecular function: rRNA binding; ribosomal small subunit binding; protein binding. Gene Ontology annotation, cellular component: mitochondrion. The transcript is spliced from 25 exons.